Messenger RNA from Pungitius pungitius (ninespine stickleback), 4908 nucleotides. It is a transcript of the gene hip1rb, whose product is annotated as huntingtin interacting protein 1 related b. The transcript has 32 exons. Gene Ontology annotation, cellular component: clathrin-coated vesicle; actin cortical patch. Gene Ontology annotation, biological process: clathrin coat assembly; endocytosis; actin filament organization. Gene Ontology annotation, molecular function: actin filament binding; phosphatidylinositol-3,5-bisphosphate binding; clathrin light chain binding. The record is from RefSeq and is a predicted model, not a curated record. Bases 640 to 3852 code for a protein of 1070 amino acids. Lineage: Eukaryota; Metazoa; Chordata; Actinopteri; Perciformes; Gasterosteidae.
CCUCAGGUUACAUCAGCCAGUUGGGGUUUGUAGUCCCUACAGAGAAAGAAAAGAGACUAUAAUUGCCUUUUCUUUAAUGUACCCUUGUUGGAACCGGACAUGGUGAUUUGUAGGAUGCUUUAUUUGUGUGUCCUUGUGUCACAGAUGUCUUUUCUAGUUUGAGCAUCUCUUCCUGCUUUUCCUCCCACAGCCGUUUACUGUCAUGGUAGAAGCAGAUGAAAUCUCGAAAGUUAAAAUAUGAGUAAUCCGCUUUUUGUUUUGAUUUGAUGGCGGUGACGUCACUGCACGCAGCUGAGAGGGACAGGGGGCAAACACACAAUCUAAAGAAAGGACAACAACGCUGAUUUAAAAACACUUAGCUACGAUGAUGGUGGCGGCAGAAAACGACGACGACGAUGAUGAUGAUGAUGAUGACGACAACGAUGGGGAUGAUUUCCUCCGCCGAGGGGGAGGAUCCAUCGACGUAACGCACCCAUCGCUCUUCCUCCUUCAGCCGCGGUGCAGCAGCAGUGAGUCCGCAGCCCGGAGGUGUCCAGCGGGGGGGUCUCGGUAGAACGACGCGCCGCUCACAUCUCCUCCGAAGGCGACACGGCCCUUCGGCGUGAAGCUCUCUCCGGUCGGUGGUGAAGGCGUCGCGGGAUGAGCAGCAUGAGGCACGGGCCCACGCGGGCGAAGAGCCGGCGAUCCGAGGUCAACCUCGGCGCGGAGAAGGAGCAUUUUGACAAGCAGCAGCUGAGCAGCAUCAGCAAGGCCAUCAACUCCUCCGAGAUGCCUGUGAAGGAGAAGCAUGCGCGACGAAUCAUCCUGGGGACCCACAGGGAGAAAGGAGCCUACACCUUCUGGUCCUACGCCCUCGGCUUCCCGCUGGCCAGCAGCUCCAUUCUCAGCUGGAAGUUCUGCCAUGUAUUACACAAGAUCCUGCGGGACGGACACCGCAAUGUUCUACAGGACUGCAUGAGGCACCACAGCUCUUUGGUGGAAAUCGGGAAACUAUGGAGGGACCUCCAUGACAAAUAUGGACAGCUGGUAGUUCUGUACACCAGGCUGCUUUGCACAAAAAUGGAGUUUCAUAUGAAGCAUACAGAAAUCCCACCAAACCUGGAAGCCACCGAUGAACUCCUGGAGCGCACUGCAGGAAGCGACAUCAAUAAUGUCUUCCAGCUCACAGUGGAGGUGUUUGAUUACUUGGACGCAGAGUUGAGGCUGGCUGAGACAGUGAUGCGACAACUCAACACAUCCAUCGCAAUCUCCACUCUCACAUCAGGCCAGUGUCGGCUGUCUCCACUCAUUCAAGUUGUGCAGGACUGUAGUCACCUCUACCACUUCACUGUCAAGCUGCUGUUCAAGCUGCACGCCUGUCUCCCCGCUGACACCUUACAAGGACACCGUGAUCGUUUCCAUGACCAGUUCCACAGCCUGAAGACCUUCUUCAAUAAAGCCAGAGACAUGCAGUACUUCAAGAGGCUGAUCCAGAUCCCCAAGCUGCCUGAUUCCCCACCCAACUUCCUGCAUGCAGCCUCGCUGGCUAAGCACGUGAAGCCCGUGGUGGUCAUCCCCGAGGAGUACGGAGCAGAGCAACAGGAGGAUGACGAUGAUGACCCCGAGCCGCUCAUCGAGGUCAGCGACGUCUCCACAUCCAGCCUACAGGCGCAGCCGCAGCAAUUCGACAUAUUCGACCAGACGUUUGGACCUCCAAACGGAGGCUUCGAUGAUCGGGAUCUCCAGAUUGAGAGCUACAAGCAGGACAUGGAGCUACUGAGAGCAGAGCUGGAGAAAAUCAAAGCAGAGGCCCAGCGCUACGUCACACAGCUGAAGUCUCAGAUCAACAGUCUGGAGGCCGAGUUGGAGGAGCAGCGGGCCCAGAAGCAGCGUGCGCUCGUGGAGAAUGAGCAGCUGCGCAUGGAGCUGGAGGCGACGCGGCGCCGGAACGCAGAACACGAGAGCACUCAGGCCGUGUUCGUUGAAGCCGAAAGCAGGGCGCAGGCCACUGAGCAGCGCUACAACAAGCUGAAGGAGAAGCACACGGAGCUGGUGGCCAGCCACGCCGAGCUGCUCCGGAGGAGUGCAGAUACUGUGAGGAUGCUAUCUGCAACCCAGCAGACCCAGGAAGAGGUGGAGAGGACCAAAAUGCAGCUGGCGUUUGAGGUUGAUCGAAUUAAACAGGAAGCUGACAUGAAGCUGGAUGAAAAGAAGUUUGAAAUGGAGAAGCUGAGGAGGGAGCUGGAUGAGAAGAUGGCAGAAGUGAUGCGCAUCAGAGGCACUCUGAAGGACCGCGAGAAGACGUCGGACCAAAUGAACAGCUCGGUGACGGCUCUGCAGGCGGAGAAGGAGCGUCUGAUGCGAUCUGUGAGCGAGAAGGAGGCGGAGCUGUCGACUGUGCGGCAGACUGCGCAGGUGCAGCAGUCGUCACUUCAGCAGGAGCGCGAGAGGAGCAGCAGGGAGCUGGGAGAGCUGCAGGGCAAACUGCAGGAGAAGACGGGCCUGGAGGAGCAGCUGAAGCAGAAGCUUCUGCAGGAUCAGUUUUCCAUGCUGCAGGGCACCGUCACCGAGGCGGAGAACAUCAUCCAAGACGCUGUUGCAAAACUCGAUGAUCCCCUUCAUAUACGCUGCACCAGCUCUCCAGAUUACCUGGUCAGCCGGGCGGAGGCGACGCUGGGCUCCGUGGACAAAGUGAAAAGGGGCCAUGCAGAUUAUCUGAGUAACUUGGGCGAUGCUGGGGGGCUGCUGAGGGCUCUGACCCAGUUCUCCCACUUGGCUGCGGAUACGAUCAUUAAUGGCAGCGCCACUGCACACAUGGCACCCCCUGACCAUGCAGACCGACUGACGGAGAACUGUAGAAGCUGCGCCACGCAGAGUCUGGAGUUCUUCAAGGACCUGAAGUCCAAGAACACCCUCCAAAAGGCAGACACGGCCUCCAUUCGAGUGAUUGUCCAAAAGAUCCUCCACUUGGGUCAGGAGCUGAGACCAAAGGGCAUGGACGUGCGUCAGGAUGAGCUUGGAGAUCUGGUCGAUAAGGAAAUGGCUGCAACAUCAGCAGCUAUUGAGGAGGCUGUCCGCAGGAUUGAUGAAAUGAUGGAUCAGGCGCGAAAGGACACAUCAGGAGUGAAACUGGAGGUCAAUGAAAGAAUCCUCAACAGCUGUACAGACCUGAUGAAGGCCAUCCGCCUGCUGAUCAUCUCCUCCACAGACUUGCAGAAGGAGAUAGUCGAGGGUUCGAGGGGUGCAGCAACCAUCAAGGAGUUCUACGCCAGGAACUCUCGCUGGACUGAGGGGCUGAUCUCUGCCGCCAAGGCUGUGGGGUGGGGCGCCACGGAGAUGGUAGAGUCUGCUGAUAAAGUCGUGCUGCAUACGGGAAAAUACGAAGAGUUGAUCGUCUGCUCCCACGAGAUCGCCGCCAGCACCGCGCAGCUGGUCGCUGCCUCAAAGGUUAAGGCGGAACGCAACAGCAAGAGGCUGUCGGUUCUGCAGCAGGCUUCUCGCCAUGUCAAUGAAAUGGCAGCAAACGUGGUGGCCUCAACAAGGACGGGUCAGGAGCACCUGGAGGAGAAAGAAACCAUGGACUUCUCUGGGUUGUCCGUCAUCAAGUUGAGGAAAGAAGAAAUAGAGUCACAGGUGAAGUUGCUGGAACUGGAAAGUCAGCUGGAGAACGAGCGGCUGCGUUUGGGGGAGCUGAGGAAGAAGCACUACGAGUUGGCCGGAGUUCCCUUGGAUGCGGUUUCUGAGGGGGGCGGGGACACGGCACUGAUGGACCGUCCCGUCACCAUGUCGCCAAAACCCAGCAAGCCGGCGCUCAUCAAGAAACCCACGCUGGCCCAGAAACCCAACAUCCCACCCAAAACCAUGUUUAAGUGAGGCCUGAAGACAACACGCCAGCCCUGAUGGAUGGUUGGAUCGACUUGCUGUGCCGAGUGAACGUGUGAAUCCUUUAAGUUACACGCAGACAAUCGUCUCCCUCGUUCUGCUGCUUUUCCUUCCUCCUUUUUUCUUUUUUCUUUUUUGCCAAAAUGGAUCAUAAGACUUAUUUUCUGACCCUCAAUGCCUGUUACGAUUGUGUUUUAUUUAUCACCCUUUUAUAAAAAGGCACAUGCUGUCUAGGCUUUUUUUCCAAUUUUAUUAUUUUCUAUCAAUAAUAAAAUAAUAUUUUACUUUAGGCUGGAUUUCUUUUUUGCAUCACAACGAUUUUAAAUGACGAUGUGCUGCUUUUAGAAUAGAAACCUCAAUAAUAAUAAAUAAUCACCACAAAUUGACAGCAUAUAUUGUAGUUUGUAAGUUUUCAUCACGCUUUGGACAACCUCUUUGAACACUUUUUAAUGUUCAUGACUGAGCACCUUUUCGUGUACACUUUUUGCUAUUUAUGUUUUGGUGGAAGGAAACCUGCGAAUCAGGUGUUGUGUGUCCACGUUGCUACAAAACUUUAUUUACUAUAUUACUUAAUUCCAGCAUUUGCCUUCAUGGUGGACAAUUUUCCUUUUUAUGUGCAAAACGUCUUUCUUUCUUAACCGUACAAGAUUGUCUCCGAGGCCUUGGAAUGUACUACACUGAUACAUCAAGUUGUACCUGUUAAGAUGUACAGUCUGUAUGUACCACUCACACUAAGUAUCGUGUGUGUGUGUGUGUGUGUGCGCGCUCAAUUAUUGGAUGUAGGUGUCUUAAUUGUCAAAUUAUUUUCAGCUAAAUGAAGCUUUAGGGUAAGUUAUUGUAUAGUAUGAAGGCUUAAGGUCAAGCACUCUCUGCCUUUGGGAGCCGUUCAUAAAGGGUCUUAAAAUUCCUUUUAAAGUUCUUUCUUUUCCUCUGUAUUACAUUUCUUUAUACAGAUCUAUUAAUAUAUUUUAGUAAAGGUAGUUUCACCUUAAGAAGUGUACAUGUCAAACAGAUGAACAAUAAAUGUGUAAGUGUCCCUCAGUGUAA